Messenger RNA from Rhineura floridana, 4593 nucleotides. Its product is annotated as zinc finger protein 436-like. Lineage: Eukaryota; Metazoa; Chordata; Lepidosauria; Squamata; Rhineuridae. Gene Ontology annotation, biological process: regulation of transcription by RNA polymerase II. Bases 1520 to 3373 code for a protein of 617 amino acids. The transcript has 11 exons. Gene Ontology annotation, molecular function: RNA polymerase II cis-regulatory region sequence-specific DNA binding; DNA-binding transcription factor activity, RNA polymerase II-specific. The record is from RefSeq and is a predicted model, not a curated record.
AAGGGACUCCCCCUUCCUCUGAGGAAGUGUGGGAAGAAGAAGAGGAGGGGGCCUCAGGGGGAGUGGUCACCCGCUGGCGAGAAAAAGAGAAUAUUAGGAAGAAAAAGGAGAAGGAGGAGCUGGAGGAGAAACAGACACCAAGUUUUGAACUUCCAUGGAUUGUGCACGACCAGCCCUGUGUGGAUAACGCAGGAGCCCUGCGAGACACGGCAGUGGUCGCGCACAAGACGUGGUUGGAAUGGGAUCUUAAGGAGUGGAAACAGGUUAAGGGAGCUGUGGAAGGCGUCCAACUAUUCCCAAACGGUGCCUCUGGAGGACAAGUCCAUCCAUACCAGCCUGGGGAUUUCGUGUGGGCCAAGAAGUUUGUUGGAGGAGACUCCCUCCAACCGAGAUACACAGGACCACACCAGAUCUUAUUGACUACGCAGGUGCCGGGACACAAGCACGGGCCACUGGACUCCGGACCUGCUUCCUUUCCAGAACGCUGAUACCUUUUGACUUUUCUCCACCAGAUGUCCAAGAUGCGUCCCACGACUACUGCAAUGCCUGCUGAACUAUUAAUGUUUUGCCUUUUUCCCCCGGGUUAUUUCUUUGCGCUGCCCGCAAGGGGUGCGGAUAUGUGGAGCUGCUGAUUACUAUGUGCCCGAAGGACAGGGAGGUGCAGGGAGGAUAGUACCUAGAGCCCCGGCUGAUUGUCCCGACCCUUAUUGGUAUAACAUUUACAAAGCACAUUACCAACUCGAGAGAGCAGAAAUAGCUGGGUGGCUCUGUAAGGCUGCGGUCAUUUUGCAACACAACCACCUGGGAACUCUGGUUACACACUGCACUCGAGUGGAGCUGGAAUGGUCCAUAUGGUUAGCUUUAAACUGCACAGGAUCACACGGCCUGCAAAGGCAGUCAGCAUGCCCUGCAGAGAUAAAUGAAACCACUCGAUGACAAUUGAAUAUAAUAUGAUUACACAUCACCCAACAAGUAGACAGGAUCCCAAGGUGUACAUAGGGGUAGGGGGGUCUCACGUGUUACAAAACCCUGCGGGCCACGAUAAAGGCACGCCAACACCUGGAUGCCAGCAAAGAGCCCUCCAUAGCCCAACGACCAGCCAGCAAUGCAGGGGGGCCCACAGCCAACCAGGGAUGGGGGACAAACACCUUUUUGGCUUUACUGGAAGCUGCAGCCCCCAAGACGGGAACAUGUUACGUAUGUGCACAUACCCCUCCCCACGGACUGGCUGGAGUCCCCCUGAUAGGGGCCCCACUAUCCCUAACUGAGUUCAUUUCGUUUCCAAACAUCAAGGCUGCUCAGGAACUAGAGGGGGGCCUGAUACUCAGCGGUUCACUAAUAAGUGAAGCCUGCGUCAGCAACACAGUCCAGGGAUCCGGGCUUCUUGUAGCCGAUCGUCCCGGCAAAGGAGUAACACCAGAGUAACACCAGAGUAACACCAGCCCCGCGAGAGCCGCUGACACGCGGCGCCAGCCGCUCCUUUGCCCUGAGCGCUUUUGUGUGCGUCCAGGCAGCAGCCAUGGCCGCCGGAGCCGCAAUCCUGGCCGGGACCGUCAGAGUGGAACUGCAAGAGCGCUUGGCCUGUCUAAGGAAACAGAGAGAAGCAGUGAAAGCUGACGAGAAGAAAAUCAAGGAGCUCUUGAAACGAAUAGAAGCCGAGAAGCAGAAAAUAAUCCAGGAAUGGAAGCAGCUACGUGAGUUUCUGAAGGAGCAGGAGCAGUUUCUGUUGAGCUGGCUGGAGAUGCUGGACAAGAAGCUUGCACAGAAGAGGGAGGAGAACAUCUCUAAGCUCUCCCUGGAGAUUUUCCUGCUUGAUGGUUUGCUUGGAGGAACAGGAGGGGAGAAAGAGAAGCCACUGUCAAACAGAUUCCGGCAGGGCUUCAGAAGCACAGGGAACAGUAUGGAAGUUGAUACUUCUCUGAAAUUGGAGCUUGACUUGGAGGAGCUUGAACAGAGAGUCGAGUGUUUUUCUGAGAAAAAGGACACCCUGCAAGAACUGAUGCUUGAAUUCAAAGAGACUUUGUGGCUGCAGCUGGAGGGUGACACAGGCUUCAGAACAUCCAUAUUUUACUCCAGAUCAACACCUCCUCACAACAAUCAGCCAGUGGUGGUUCUUAAAGGAGCUUUACGUGCAGCAGAAGCAACUCAGGGUCCAGUGGUCCUGGAUCGGGUAUCUGAACAUGAUAGCAUGGAACAGUGGGCUAUCAAGGAAUCCAGGAGGCAACAGUUGAGCAGAGGCCUCGAGGAACACAGGGAAGUAGGUAAUGGGAUGGAAAGUGAGGAGGUUGAGAUUGAGACCCCUCAGCAGGAGGACCCAACACAAACGGAACUUCCCAAGACUGCACCAAGAGAACAUUGUGGAGUCGUCCCAAAGAGUCUCAAAAGAGAAGAGUUGAUCAUGGCUGAGUGCAGGUUGGGAAAUAAUCUGGCAGGAAUCCAAGGCCAUCAAACCCACCAGGAAACCAAAGUGCCUCAGACACAUCCAGAGAAGAAGCCCCACAAAUGUCCUGCCUGCGAGAAAAGUUUCCGCCGAUUUUCCACCCUCAUUACCCACCAGCGAAUCCACACUGGGGAGAGGCCGUAUGAGUGCCACCAGUGUGGGAAAAGCUUUAAUCAGAGCUCCAACCUUUUCCGGCAUCUGAAAAUCCACACGGGGGAGAGGCCCCAUGUUUGCCCUGAGUGUGGGAAACGUUUCAGUUUUGCCUCAGAUGUCGCUAAACAUCAGAAAAUCCACCGGGUGGAAAACCCCCUGAAGUGUUCUGUGUGUGGGAGAGGUUUCAGAGACUGUGUGGCCCUCAUCAAGCAUCAGCACACUCACACAAGUGCAAAACUCUACAAGUGCCCCGACUGUGGCAAAGGCUUCAGGUUCAAUUGUUUCCUGAUGGCUCAUCGGAGAAAACAUACAGGGGAGAAGCCAUAUAAAUGUGCCGAGUGCGGGAAAAACUUCAGUUCCCGCUCGGCCCUUUUUACUCAUCGUAGAGUCCAUUCAGAUGAGAAGCCCUAUAAAUGUCCAGUUUGUGGGAAGAGCUUCAGUCAAAAUUCAACCCUUAAGACACAUCAGAGAGUCCAUACAAAUGAGAAACCCUUUGAAUGCCCAGACUGCAGGAAAGGCUUCAGUCAGCGCUCCACUCUUAUUAAACAUCAGAUAAUCCACACAGGUGAAAAGCCGUACCUGUGUACUGAGUGUGGCAAGACCUUCAAUCGGAGCUCAGCCCUUUUAGCCCAUAAAAGGAUCCACACAGGCGAGAAGCCUUUUGAAUGCCCUGACUGUGGGAAAACCUUUACUCAGAAUGGCCAUCUGAACAGACACCGGAGAGUCCACACCAAAGAUAUGGGAACCUACUUAACGAGCCUGUGCCUAGACCAGGAGUGAAGCCCAUCCUUGCUAAUGGAACCACGGUUGAAGAACUUUGAUCUGGAUGGCCAGUCCACCAGCUGUUCAUGCACUCCCGUUCUUGGAAUUACAUGGGGACAUUUUAAGCAGAAAAAAACGCUUGUAUUUGGACUGGAUGGUGGCAUUAAAAAAAAAAUUGGGAGGAGUGAUAUGGCAGGUUCAGCAGGGGCUCUGCUGGACGCACAAGCUGCUGGGGAACUGGUGCCUCUGCAAUGCAGGUGGUGGAGGUGGAAUCCAGGGGCAAGUCAGUUGGGGUACACUCCCCUCCUGCCUGCACAUUGCAUCCAGUAGUGGCUGGUACCUAUUUGGACUGUAGGGUGGAAGGCAGGGAGACGGCCAGUAGAUGGAGCCAGAGGCAAUGACAGGUGGAGCCAACUAAUUCUACUUGUGUCCCCAUCCCCAUCUCCCUCCUCCCUGCUGAGUUCUACAAGGACAGCACAGACUCAGGAGGAAGCUGACAGGCAGUGUCACCCAGCUGGACUGGUCAUAAGUAGGAAGGCAGGCAGGUGGGCUUGGAGGAAUCAGGACCGAGGUUGGUGGGGCAGUGUCCUGUUUGCCCUAAUAGACCAGCCACCACUGACUGCAUCCUAGCAUUGACUGCAUAAGACUGUUGUCUGCUUCACUAAUUUUUUUUUUUAAUAUUAACAGUUUUUUCCUAAUCCCUAUUUUGCUUUGUGUUUGUUUUGUUUUAUUUAUAAUCUACUCUUGGUUCAUACCCAUGCAGUUCCCAGCUAGUUCAGCAUGGCUUUGCCCAUGCCUGAGGGAGGGGGGUGUUGUUUCCUCCUCCUGCGUGGUGCUCCCCACCAUGUGCAGAGAAGCACAUGUGCAAAGAAUCUCAGCUGCAAAUUAAUUUCAAAAGCCCCCACCCUGACUGCUUUGUGCCUAUGCUGUAACUGCAAGCACAUUCACCUCUGGCGUGCGCAUCAUGCUCAGCCGCCCUCAUUUUGUGUCUGGGCUUAUUUCUAAGGCAGUGUCCCAGUUGCUUGUAACUGAACUGUGGAUGUGGAGCAGCCUUUCCUAACUUGGUGCCCUUCAGAUGUCGGACUCCACAGCUCCUAUCAUCCUUGACCAUUGGUCAUGGGGCUGAUGGGUGCUGGGAGCCCAACAACAUCCGGAGGGCAGCUGGUUGGGAAAGGCUGAGGUAGGGCAACUGACCCUUGAAGUGAGUCUACAAAUAGACCUACGUGAAUAUUUGUUAA